This is a messenger RNA of Caenorhabditis angaria, 1247 nucleotides long. Lineage: Eukaryota; Metazoa; Nematoda; Chromadorea; Rhabditida; Rhabditidae. The record is from the annotation of a GenBank genome assembly.
AUGGAAAUAUUCAAAAAUAUCACCAGUAUAAUGUAUUUGGAUUUUAUGGAGAGCGAAGUUAAAACAGUUAUUGAAGAUUCUCUGAAAUUUCAAAAAAAUUAUGAUAACUGUACAUAUAAAUAUGCAACACUUGGUCAACUUUCUUUUGAUUUUUGUGUGAUAAAAAAUCUACCAGAGAUCAGAGAAAUCGAGUUAUUUGAGAUUAAUGCGUUUAAUGGACAUCCUGAAAUUCAAAUUUUAAACCCGAUAACUGCUCUAAUGUUACCUAACAUACCAUUAGCUCUUAAGGUAAGUAAUCAAUAUAAUUAUUUAAUGUUUUAAUCAACAUAUUCAGUAUGGAUAUGUUGGUGCAACUACUAUUGGACAUGAAAUGGGUCAUACAAUUAUUCCACUUGGUUUGGAAGACGGAUUUUUCCCGUAUUUUUCGAAAGAUGUUCAAAAUUGUAUUCAGAACCAAUUUAAUUCGACUUGUCGAAGUUUUAAAGAAGAAUCAUGCGAUGUUCGAGAUGAUCAAUUCGAUGAAAAUGGAGCCGAUAUUUUUGGAUUUCCUUUUGCAUUCGAUCGAUUGAAACAACAUUUGGGAAAUCGGAUAUAUGUGAGAAAUCUAGAUGAUAUUAAUUAAAUUAUAAUUUUUUUGCAGGAAAAACUUCCGGGAUCUAGACGGGGGUUGACUCAUGCACAAGCGUAUUUUUACGCGGUUUCCAAUGGAUUUUGUUCAGUGAGUUCAUGAGGCACUACUUUUUAAAAUAAAAAUUACGAGGUUUUUAUGAAAAUUUUGAGAGUAUAUGUCCCUUCAAAGCUUUACUGUAUGCUCCUUUGAAAAAAGCUACAGUAAUUUAAAGGAGCAUACACUCGCCCCCUCAAGCCGCGUGCGCAGAUUCUUGAUCUACACUCGCGCCAGGGGCGCUCGAAGGAUGUACAGUACUUCGAGAGCCUAAGGCGUCAGUGUAUGUUCUUUUACAUUACUGUAGCUAUGUUCAAAAUGUGAAUGUGAAAUUUGAGUAAUUUCUAUUUUCACUCCAAUAGUUGAGCCUAUACUACGAAAAACAUAUAUAUCUAAAAAUUUCCAGAGAGAAGACAGUUAUUCAUCCAGCGACACACAUGGAGCCGCAAAUGCUCGAAUAAAUGCUGGAGUUAUUCAAAGUCCUGAAUUUGAAAAAGUGUUCAAUUGCUCGAAAAAUAGUCGAAUGGUUCAAUCGAGAAAACAAUUUUGUUAUGUUUUGGGUGAAAAUGCGCCGCAAAAUUGA